This is a messenger RNA of Schistosoma margrebowiei, 5118 nucleotides long. NCBI's taxonomy places the organism in Eukaryota, Metazoa, Platyhelminthes, Trematoda, Strigeidida, Schistosomatidae. The record is from the annotation of a GenBank genome assembly.
AUUUAUCAUGCAGUUUCACUUAAGAAAUUAUUCUAUUUUAAAUUAUAAUAAACAAAGUCAAUUAUUUAUUUCAUGUUUAUUAUAAAUUAUAAUAAACAUAUAUUAAACUUGUAUAUUUUCAUUUUACAUUAUAUUGGAUUUAUAUUUUAUUAUGGAUCAAUUUUAUUAAUCAUUAAUAUUUUCAUCAUAAAAUUUGAUAUGAUAUGUUGUUGGGGUAUGAAUACAUCAAUCAAUGAUAUUCAUGUUCCAAAAUAUGUACGAAUUAAACUCAAAGAAGAAUCACCUUCAGGAACAGUUGUAAUAAAUAUUGGUGAAUUUUUAAAUUCUGUUCCAUUAACUAAUUAUAACAUUUCAAAUAAUGUUGAACAUAAUUUAAAAAAUAAAAUGUUAAUUGUACCAUCUAGUUUAACAUUAGUAUCUGAAAUUUCAUCAGUGACUCGUUUAUUUAGAUUAAAUAAAGAAACUGAAAGUAUACAUACAGUGAUGGCUAUUGAUAGAGAUACAUUAUGUAGUAAAAAUCAGUUAUGUUGUUCAAACCCAACAAUUAAAAACAGUAUAAAUGGAUAUAUAGAUAAUUCUGUUCGAAUGCCUAUUUCAGGUGGUGGUCAAACAUAUAAAUCAUAUGACAGUAAAACGGCAGAUGUUUGUUUAAUACAGUUUCGUGUAAUUUUUUCUAUGCAUUAUCAUCAUGAUUUUGUCGGAAAUAAUCAGAUAGAUGGAUCAACUGAGAAAAUGGCAUACAUUACGGUAGAAAUUGAAUUAUUGGAUAUUAAUGACAACUCACCACAGUUUAUUCUCCCUGUUCCUAUGCCAAAAACAACUACACUUUUGUAUAGUCCAAUACCUGUAAUUGAAAUAUCCGUCGAAGAAUCAAUAGAAUUACAUACUUGUAUACAUUUGCCUAAAGCAUUAGAUUUAGAUUCGAGUAUUUAUGAUGUAACUGAGUAUCGAAUAGAAUCUUUAACUCAAUCAGAUAUCUUUCAAUUAAAAAACAAACUUUCCCAUUCAAAUCUUAUUGGGAUAGAUAAAAAUGAACUCCCGUUUACAUUAGAACACAAGUCGUGCACUGAUCCAUUAGUCCAGAAUUACAUUGAAGUAGACAUGAAUACUCCCGUGCAACAAACAAAUGAAGGGUUUGAACUAAUUGCAAACAAUGAACUGUUCAUACCCUCAUUAAAAGUAAUUGGUCAUCUUGAUCGAGAAACAACCGAGUAUUAUUGGAUAAAGCUGUUGGCAAUCGAUGGAAUUAAAUAUUUGGAGACUGACGCUUCCAGUUAUCAGGAUGUAAACAAUAAAAAACCAUCAAAUGAACAUUCUUUUCAAAAUACUAAACAUACUGGUACCAUUUUGAUUCGUAUUCACAUUACAGAUAUCAAUGAUAACAUUCCUAUAGUACCGAGAGCACUGAAUCUUGACAUUUCAGAGGAUGCUAAGGUAGGCACAUUAUUAGGAACAAUUAAUGGUACUGAUCCAGAUCUUGGUGACAAUGGUAAAUUACACUAUCACCUUAUGAUGGAUCAGACAGGGAUAUCAAACUUUCCAUUCGUCAUCGAUUCACAAACAGGGAGUAUAACAGUUAACAGACCGCUAGAUGCUGAUAGACUACCUCAAUCGAAUAAGCACUUACGAUUUAAAGUACUAACUAGUGAUUCCGGUAAACCGACUUCACAUUCCUCUUAUACAGUGGUUGAUGUCCGUAUAAAUGAUGUCAAUGAUGAAACACCACAGAUUAAAGUUAUAGAUUUAGAGAGCCGUAGUAACCCACCGUAUCCUACAGUAAUGGAAAAUAGACAGCCAGGUCAACUAGUAGCAUUCGCUACUGCUACCGAUGCAGAUUCCGGUCCUAAUGGUGCAUUGUCAUGUCGUAUAAAUAAUCCAAAGUUUAAACUUGAGCAAAUAACUCUGUCAAACUCUAUUCCAGACAUUAACUCAAAUAAUAACUUCAAUUUUUAUAGCCUUGAACCUUUGAGCAGUCAAUCCUUAAAAGAACCUCUAAAUACAUUAGAUUUUAAAGUAGUCACUUCCACCGAACUUGAUCGUGAGCUGAGUACGAUAGAAAUAAUAGAAAUUGCAUGUACAGACCAACCGUUGAAUAGUGCAACAGUACGUACAGGACGAAUACAAUUUUAUGUAAGAGUAUUAGACGAAAACGAUAACCCCCCUACAUUUAAUACACAUAAAUUUCAGUUGGAUAUUUUAGAAAAUACACCACCAGAUGAAAUUAUAUUUAUUUUCAAUGCAACAGAUCCAGAUUAUCAGAAUCAUUUAUCUGGAGGAAAUACAUAUCGAAUAAACGAACCUAAUUAUCAUUACAUUCAUCAGCAACAACAACGUCAAAAUUUGUUAAGCAUUCAGUCAACGAACAGAAUUAAAUAUGAGAUUGAUUCAAAUGGACAGCAAUAUUUACGUAUUGAUCCAGACACUGGUAUUUUGUAUAGUAAAGUAAAAAUUGACAAGAAAAUGGUUGAUGAAAUCAAAUUCAAUGUGACUGCAAUGGAUAACGGUCAUCCACCUAGAAAUGUUACGGCUGAAGUAUUUAUCAAUAUUAUAGAUCAAAAUGAUCAUGCACCAAAAUUUGAAAAGCAAAUAUUCUAUUUUAAUUUAUCGGAAGAUUUGCCAGUGAAUUCAAUCGCAGCUAUACUAAUUGCACACGACGAUGACUUUGGACAAAAUGCUGAAAUCACAUAUAAAUUAGAUGACUUACAAGGGAAUGCAAUAAAAACAUUUCGACUUGAUAGAAAUAAUGGAACUUUAUGGUUACGUACCCCAUUGGAUCGGGAAAAAUUAGAUAGUUAUACUUUUAAGGUGUUGGCAUAUGAUCAUGGAACACCAAAACAAAGUUCUUCAUGUCAAGUACACAUCAAAGUUCAUGACGUCAAUGAUAAUGCACCGAAAUUUGUCUAUCCUACUCAUAGUAAUCAUACAGUUUAUGCUUCGGUAUUUACUAACCCAGGAAUUCCUCUAGUUAAAUUAACAGCAACGGAUUCAGAUGAAGGUGUAAAUUCACAGUUAUCCUUUCAUCUUCUUGAUGAAUCAAAGGAAAAAAAUAUUUUUACAGUGGAUCCAGAUACUGGAGAACUAAGUCUGUUACCAACAGUGGAUCCAUUCAAUAUUGGAGGUCGCUAUCAACUGAAGUUUGAGGUACGUGAUAGUGGUACACCGAGUCUCUCAGGAUAUGCAAACAUAAAUAUCAUAUUAGACAGUAACUCACCUCAGUUAUCAGCAUUCAACAAUGGCAAAUACCAACUUACAAAUAUGGAAUCAUUAAAUUCAAGAAAUAGUUACCGCUCAUCAAUUUUGAAAAAUGAUAAUGAAGUAAUUCAUUCAGCAAACAAAGAAUUCGAUGGAAUCCAGUCACGAUAUGACAUCAGGGACUCACAUAUUUAUGAACCAACUUAUGCUCAGACUAUCCUGCCUAUUUCAUCUUAUUCAAAUGAGAAAUAUCGUCGAAAAGAGAGAGUUUCUACACUGACAAAUCAAAAACCCUCGACGCCAUUCAGUUUAGAAAAAAUUUGGAUUUCUGUUAUAUGCCUCAUUGCUAUUUCAACACUAGUUGCAUUUGCUUUCCUUGUCGCCAUUACAUUGGCUCGUCAAAAGGUAGCGAACUAUGAGCUGCAACGGGGUUCAAAUCAUUUAACUGAAAAUUUCAAUUUGUGUCAAACAGAACAAUGUGGUAGUCAAUUUUCUGUAAAUUCACAUCGCUUCACUAACGUCGAUAAUACUUAUUCACCUACGAAAUUUCAAACAUUGGAAAAACAAGAUCAUAAAAUUCACAAUAACAGCUGCAGUAAUCAUGACCCCAAUCUUUAUUCACCAUUUGUCAAGUAUGAUACGUAUACUAAUUCAACCACAGGAUCUGUGCAUCAACUAGGAUUUUGUACAAAAGAAAUGACCUCAAUAAAUACAGAUAUACAGCAUUCAAAACCUAUAUACAAUUACAAUAUUCCAAUAACUGCUAGUUCACUACAAUUUCCAAGAAAAUUUCAAGCAAUACACAAUAAUAAUAAUAAUAAAACUGAAAAUCUUUCUUCAGACAAAUGGAUAUCAUUAAUGCAUGUUCAACAUUCAGCACCGGCUAGUCCAAAUGAUUACUUCAGUCAAAGAUAUAAAACAAUUGAUCCACAUCAAAUGAAUAAAAAUAUGUUAAAUCAAAAGUACGAAAUUCUUCAACCACAUGAAUGUACAAUUGAUGAGUAUAAUAAUAAAAUAUCUAUUAGUCCAAAUUUUGCAAAUGCAUUCCAUUUUAGGUCUAAUGAAACCUAAUAAUAUGGAAUUAUCAAAUUCAAUUAUGACAAAAAAUUUCUGUCUAGAUAAUAAAUCAUUGUUAUAUCUCACACCUAAAGGUAUACUAAAAGGAUGUAUUACAGAAUUAAAUGAAAAUUCACACAGAACUAAUGACAAUAAUAGAAAUAAUGAAGAAUCUAAUAAUGUUGAAGUUGAUAUUGAGAAGAAUAUCAAUGGUAUCAAUAAUCAUUCAUUAUAUUGUUGUAAUUUAGAUAAACAACAACAAACUAUUCAAAUGAAUGAUACUACUCAUAAUAGUGAUAUUAAUGAACAGUUAACAAUAAAAGUAAAUAAAUCUAUCCCAGAUUCAAUUCAUAAUAGAUCAAAUCAAUUAUCGGAAAUAUUUUCAAAUCAAAAUGAUGAACAUAAUCAACAAUUACCAUUGAUAAAUAAAUCUCAUAUAGAACAAAAUUUAUUAAAUUUAAAUACUAAAUAUUCAUCAUCUAAUCCAAUUGUAACUUCUAUAUCUUCACAUGUUUCCACGUUUAUCUAAGAUUUAAUAUUAUUCUCUGUGUAUGUUUAUUUUACCUGUGAAUAUAUAUUCGAUAUUAAACUUAACGCUUGCCAUAUGAGAACUAUAUACUGAAAUAAAGAGCUGAUAUAUGAUAUUAUUAUACAUUUUAUUGUAUGAUUAGAUUUUCUUUUAAAUGUAUGUAUCAAAUAUAAUAACCAAUUGUAUCAUUGAUUUCUGUUAAACAUUGAUUUUUUUUGUGUGUUUCUAAGGGAUUGUACCUAUAGUUUAUUUAUAUUUUAUAAUGUAAAGUACAAUGUUGAAUAGUAAAAUUAAUUAAUUAAUAAAGAUUAAUGAUAAGUUUCCAAUAGAAAUUCUUGUUU